Molecule: messenger RNA, 2566 nt
Organism: Schistocerca serialis cubense
Lineage: Eukaryota; Metazoa; Arthropoda; Insecta; Orthoptera; Acrididae
Product: armadillo-like helical domain-containing protein 3
Exons: 16
Coding region: 243-2306 (687 amino acids)
Biological process (GO): regulation of Golgi organization
Cellular component (GO): cytosol
Source: RefSeq, a predicted model, not a curated record
UGAAGUCUCUGAACUGACAUGAGCUUAGAUAGUCGGUGUAAACAUGCGGUACACCUGCGAUAGUGUAGUAAGCCGUUAUUGUUAGUAUGUGGAUUGCUGUAACCCUUUGAUGACUAUUCCAUAAUAAGACCAAACACUGACACGUGUAAAAAGUUGUUUUGUAGAGCGUGAAAUGUUGCGCGUGUGCUGUGUUUGUUUACAUUGUACCUAAAUGUCGUGGGAGUGUGUGCAAAGUAUACUAAAUGCAAGUGAAAAUAUUUGUGAGUGAAAGUAUGGCAUCGAGAAAACGCAGUGGAUCAGGUUCCAAAAGGCAGUUGAAGGAGAAAGUAGUCCAGAUAUACGAGUCUUUCUUUAGGGGAGAAGAUCCAACUGUGGGAAAUCCAAAUUUUUGGGAAGAAUUUUUUCUUCUGAAACCAAAAGUUUCACAUUUAGAAGCUGAAAUUCAAAAAUUAAGUGGUGAGCAAUUGGUGGCACUUAAAGACAAUAUAAAUACACUUUUUCAAAAGUGCAUUGCAACAUUAGACCAUGAACAUAACAUCCGUGUUGUCUACUCACUACAGACAUUAUGUGCAGUCAUCCACAGUAUAUACAAGAAAACAUCUGGAGAAUAUGGAAUUGAUGUCAUUAAUGUUCUCAUGGGUUUUGAAACUGCUGAACAGCUAAUGCAAACACUACUGGAUCAUUGCAAUAACUUUUUGAUUGGUGAUUACUCAUCUAGUCUUAAAGCCCUUUGUCUGAAGCUGUUGCUUGUUCUUGUCACGGGUACGGACAAUGUCAGUCAAAAUACACUCCUUGAAUAUGUUAUGAUCAACAGCAUAUUUGAAGCCUUGAUUCAGUUAUUAUGUGACCCUAGCACAAGAGCCCAACAUGGCCAUGAUGCAGUGCUCUUGUUGACAUUGCUUGUGAAUUACAGAAAGCAUGAAGCAGCAAAUCCAUAUAUUGUGAAGCUCUCAAUCUUGGAUGAUGAAUUAGCUCUUAAUGGCUAUGGACAGGUCAUAACAGCAUGCUUAACGGACUUCUGCAGACAAUUCCAAGCACAGCAUGCAGAAACUCAGUCUGGUAGCUGGCUUUCAUCUAUCACUAAUAUUGUUGGAAAUAUGUUUGUUUCUGAAGAGGGGGGUGUAAGAACGCAGCAAAUCAGAGCAAAUAAUGCAGUGCUGGUGGCGCUAUACGAAGCUGUGCACCUGAACCGUAACUUCAUAACAACACUUGCACACUCCCAGACUGAGACAAGUGCCCCACCAUCGCCGAGCAACACUCUGGGCUACAAUCAAACGGCCCCUGCUGCUGACCCAAACACUAAUGGCGAUCUCAUCACAACACAGCCAUCUAAUCUCCUUGUCACGUUCUUCCAGUACUGUUCGAUUGUGAUGCAAGAUACAAAGUCUGAGGCCAGUACAAACAAUGUAAAGUUGUGUUUCCUCAUCCUUACCUGUAUUUCGGAAGACCAGUAUGCCAAUUCUCUGAUGCACGAUGCAAACCUCAUCUUCAAGGUGCAACUGCAUAGGUUGCCAAUGCGCCAUCGAAAACUGGCAGUGGACAAAAUCUCUCCGGCUCAACCACUGGCCUCAACAUUGCUUGACCUGCUGGUGGAGUUCAUUAUGAGCCACAUGAUGAAGAAGUUGCCAAUGGAGUUGUACUUGCUCUGCGUUGGUGUUGUUCAUCGAGUUCUGUGUUACCAGAAAAGAUGUCGUGUUCGUCUAAAUUACCAGUGGAAAGAGCUGCUUACAGCAUUAAUUACGUUGCUAAAAUUUGUUCUUGCAAAUGAAAAUCACCUUGCCAAAAAAAUGAAUAUCUUUCAUCUUACUUUGCAGGUGCUGAAUAUAUUUAAUUUGUUUAUAACAUAUGGAGACACUUUCUUACCCUCCCCUGGCAGCUACGAUGAACUAUAUUAUGAACUCAUUAGAAUGCAACAAGUGUUUGAAAAUCUUCAUUCUAUGUCUCUGAGGUAUUUAACUAUGGAUGGAGAGUACAAGGAUUACGCUCUGAAACUGAAAAAUAGUUUAAUAAAUGUUAGAGCUAUUAUAAACCAUUUUCAACCAAAAAUUGAAUCAUGGUUGGCUAGUCAGGGUCUCUCAACACCAUCUGAAGAACAGAUUUUGGAAGUCGUGCGCAAAAAUUAUGACAGUCUGACACUGAAACUUCAAGACAGCCUUGACCAGUAUGAACGAUAUUCAGAGAAACCAAAACAUGCUGCCUUUUUCACUUCCAUGGUUCGAAGUGUAGUAAAUGAUACUCGACAGAAUAUAGAUUUUGCAUCCAUGGAUUCACAGCUUAUUCUACAGGAGUUUUCAUCAAUUUCCUAAGAUGGAUAUUUUUUCUAUGGAGUACUUUUCCAAAAACAAAAACUGUAAAAAUCGUGUAUGAAAGCGAUUACUUUGCAUGUUUCAGCCUGAAAUACAUGUUGUUAAUUUGUUAAAACAAUUUUAUAGUGAAUUGUGAGACAUAAGUAAUGACCAUCAGACAAAGACUGAUAAAAUUUGUAAAAAAAGAAAAACAUAUCAUGUUGUUGUAUUAUUAGAAGUGUUACUGCUUUGCUGACAAUUACACUUCCUCAUUUUCAUAA